Molecule: messenger RNA, 1291 nt
Organism: Pseudovirgaria hyperparasitica
Lineage: Eukaryota; Fungi; Ascomycota; Dothideomycetes; Acrospermales; Acrospermaceae
Exons: 1
Coding region: 70-1128 (352 amino acids)
Source: RefSeq, a predicted model, not a curated record
CAACACCACAAGUCCAUCACCACAUUCCGGCACACAAGACCAUGUGUUCGACCUUCUCUAAGCGUCACUAUGUCUGAACUAUCCAACGAACGUACUGUCUCCGAGAUCCUCUUCCGGACUUUCGCCCUCCGGAUCGUCGUUGCCCUGACCCAAUCAUCCCUCCUUGCUCUUCAAGGUCAGCACCCUCAGGGCCGCAGUUUCCAACAACAAAUCGCUCUUUACACGAUCCUACCUGUGACCGCAUUAGCCGACUAUAUAGCUCAAAUCAUCCAGUUCUUCGCCUCGCUCAAAUGGAAUCGCACCAGGCGAACGAUUCAAUUUGUAGUGCUCCAGCUCGCUGGAGUACGCAUCCGCAUCGACGGCGAGACCGGCGGGCAAACCUCCCAACUCGUGUCUCUUCGCGCCUGCGACUCACGUAAAAUCAUCCGGCAAUCUGUUCGCGCCUUCAAGCAGCCACAAAAGGUCCGCUUGGAACGCCUAGGCCAAAUCCUCGCCGCUGCGGCGUCGUUCGUAGGCUGCCUAUUCGUUGUCAUUCUUGUCGUGCGCCGCAUCGUACUCGUAUUACACUCCUGGCUGCUUCUCGAUUUCUGGAACGGACUGGCAGCAUUAAAUGGCUGCAUUGCAGCCUUCCAUGUCAUUCUCAUUUUGAUGUUCGGCCCGGCACUAGAGACGUGGACGUACCCACCGGAAGCCGCACUGCGUGUAUCGCGGAAGCCCACCAAUGGCCUGGGCAUUCCAACAUUGCUUAUGAUAUCUUAUCCUGCAAACGCGUUGUUCUUCAAUUUCUUUCAUGUCUUCCAUCAUCGUUUGCUCGCGAUGAUCCGAGGGCUGCUGUGGGCAUUGCUAUUGCCAAUCAGCUCGCGCAAACCGUACUUUGAGGGCUUCACGCCGCUGCUGUUCGUGGCGCUCUGUGUUGGAACGUGGCAUAUUGAUUGGAUUCGCAAGUCAAAGACGCCGCUAAUAUGGGUGUAUUGGGCGGCAUUCGGUUUGAUGGUGUUCAAUGAUUUGUGGCUGAUAUAUGGAUGUAUCUCGGAUGAGGUGUACCACGCAAGGGAAGGCUAUCCGGGCGAAACCUUCCACAACUGGAUUUGGGUUGACGAAAUGAGACCUUACAUGCUCGUGUAUUGAAGAUAGGUUCGAUGGAGCUGCGAGAACGAGUAGGUGCUGGGCAUCUUAAGGUGUAUUGGACGGCGCACUCGGACAAAAAGUUUUGGAGCUACUGCUCUUCUCAUUCUGUAUAUAUAGUUCCGCUGUUGCAUAAAAACAUGUAGACCAAACACAUCCUACCAGC